AUGAGAUUGUACUUCAUGUCCACCAGUAUCAUGAGCUACGCUCUCGGCAAAUCCGGUAAGCGCAUCUCGGCCCAGCAGCGCUUUCUCUAUGCACUGCUAGGGCUAUGCGCGUACCUGGCUCUGGUAUCUUCGCUACGCUUUCGAAGAUGUCGCAAACUACAUAGGGCGUAUCCCUACCGAACACGCGGGGAAAUGAGCAAAAUGACUGAUUACGAUGCUUGGGCAAUCCAGAAACAGAUCAUGCAGGGAGAGUUUCCCUUCAUGAUGCUCAAGGCACUCCAAUUUGCUUUGUUCCGGACAUACGGCAUUCCAACGAUAUCAAGCCUCCUCCUCAAAAUGUCGCAAUUCUCCGACCCUGGUACCUCAUUCAAGCGAUACGCCGAUACCGGCACGUUGAUUGGCGAAUUCAUAGCAUUCGAGCCAUACUCGGACCGGGCUCAAACUGCCAUUGCUCGAACCAAGUAUCUGCACAAGGGCUACCGGGCUAGCGGCAAAAUUCUGGAAUCUGACAUGCUAUACACGCUCAGCUUAUUCGCAACAGAGCCUAUCCGAUUUGUGACACUGUAUGAGUGGAGAGACUUGACCAAUAUGGAACGGUGCGCAGUGGGAACGUACUGGAAGAGUCUAGGUGAUGCCCUGGGAAUAAAUUACGAUGCUCUGCCUUCUGGGAGGACCGGUUUCCAGGAUGGCAUCACCUGGUUGGAAGAGAUCAGUGCUUGGAGCCAGCAGUAUGAGGCAGAGCAUAUGAGACCUCAUCCUCGGAACAAGGAAAUUGCUGACAAGACCAUCGACGUGCUGCUAUAUUACAUGCCGAGGUUCAUGAAGCCGAUGGGGGUAAAUCUUAUUGCAUAUUUGAUGGACGAUCGGUUACGAAAUGCCAUGAUGAUGGAGCCUGUCCCGCCUGCCCUGAGCGCCGCCCUCGCAGCGAUAUUUCGAUUGCGUCGGUUCUACAUUCGCUACCUGGCGCUACCGCGUCCGGACUGGAAUCGUUUAAACGCCUUCACCGACAAGCCAAACGAGCACGGCCGGCACUUCCUGCUGCAGCUCCAAGGAGCGCCGUACUAUGUGCGUCCCACGAUCUGGAAUCGCUGGGGCCCCGCGGCGUGUGUCAAGCGGGUACUUGGACAGCCGCUACCUGGAGAUGAGGGAGACAAAUACAGCCCACAGGGAUAUUAUACGCCUGAUUUGGGACCCAAGUAUUUUGAAGGAAAGGGGAGGAAGGAGAUGGAGGCGAUUAAAUUGGGUUUACAACAGACUCGGCAGGGACAGUGUCCGUUCCCGUGA
Messenger RNA from Aspergillus chevalieri, 1284 nucleotides. RefSeq lists its product as uncharacterized. Bases 1 to 1284 code for a protein of 427 amino acids. The transcript is spliced from 3 exons. The record is from RefSeq and is a predicted model, not a curated record. NCBI's taxonomy places the organism in Eukaryota, Fungi, Ascomycota, Eurotiomycetes, Eurotiales, Aspergillaceae. Gene Ontology annotation, molecular function: oxidoreductase activity.